Brassica oleracea var. oleracea is the source of this 766-nucleotide messenger RNA. Its product is annotated as betaine aldehyde dehydrogenase 2, mitochondrial-like. The record is from RefSeq and is a predicted model, not a curated record. The transcript is spliced from 6 exons. The coding region runs from base 1 to 531 and encodes 176 amino acids. Gene Ontology annotation, molecular function: oxidoreductase activity, acting on the aldehyde or oxo group of donors, NAD or NADP as acceptor. Lineage: Eukaryota; Viridiplantae; Streptophyta; Magnoliopsida; Brassicales; Brassicaceae.
AUGGAAGGCUGUAGGCUUGGUCCUGUUGUCAGCAAAGGACAGUACGAGAGAGUAGUGAAGUUUGUCUCAAACGCUAGGAAGGAAGGUGCAACUGUCCUCUGCGGAGGAGCUCGUCCUGGGCAUUUUAAAAAGGGUUAUUUUGUUGAACCUGCUAUAAUUUCAAAUGUGACUACUUCAAUGGAAAUCUGGAGAGAUGAAGUAUUUGGUCCUGUUCUCUGUGUCAAAACAUUCUCCACUGAGGAUGAGGCAAUACAGCUGGCAAAUGACUCCCAAUAUGGAUUAGCAGGCGUUGUAUUAUCAAAUGAUCUGGAGAGGUGUGAUCGCGUUAGUAAGGCAUUCGAGGCGGGUAUUGUGUGGGUCAACUGUUCUCAGCCAUGUUUCUGUCAAGCUCCAUGGGGUGGAACCAAACGCAGUGGUUUUGGCCGUGAACUAGGAGAAUGGGGACUUGGGAACUACUUGAGUGUGAAGCAGGUGACGCAGUAUAUAUCUGAUGAACCAUGGGGAUGGUACAAACCUCCUUCCAAGCUUUAAGUCAAAACACUAUACUUCUUGAUGUUUCCUUUAAAGAUGUAAUAUACCAACCUGGGUUUUAAAUUGCGUGUGGCGAGCCAACUCGAUUAGGGGCUCGACUCUCGCCAAGCGCCAUGGCGAGGCAAGUCGAUCGCCAUGUGCAACACAUUUAAAACAGUGUUUUUUUUUUAUUUAUAACUACAUGUUAUGACAUGGCAAUAACAAAAACACAGUAAAGGAGAAAUUAAAACACAAA